Molecule: messenger RNA, 6600 nt
Organism: Triplophysa dalaica
Lineage: Eukaryota; Metazoa; Chordata; Actinopteri; Cypriniformes; Nemacheilidae
Gene: syn1
Product: synapsin I
Exons: 13
Coding region: 1237-3231 (664 amino acids)
Biological process (GO): neurotransmitter secretion
Cellular component (GO): synaptic vesicle; synaptic vesicle membrane
Molecular function (GO): ATP binding
Source: RefSeq, a predicted model, not a curated record
GGUCGUUGUUCUGGGUACUGUCCAGAGUGCUGAAAAUCCUUCCUUCAAAUUUAGUUUGGAAAUUAUAACAACAGCAUCAUACUGUGAAAUGUGCUUUCUUUUCAGUAUUUGAGUACCCUAAGCUGCUGUCAUAAACAGACAUCAGAGUCGAAAUUCAGUCUAAUCAGGACAAUUGUUAAUAUUUAAAACAAUAACGUUGGCGUGAAACGAAUCCAUUUACUAAUUGUUAUCUAUAUUACUUUUAUUUAAAGAGACAUGAUUAAGCAGGCCUAAACUGGUUCUCAUUGAGUCACCUGGGGUUAAAUUUCUUUCUCAAGGGCACCGUGGUGAUAGCUCAGUGAUCCUGCGCGGAUUGAACAGACAACCUUUUAUUUACCAGCUCACAUCUUCAAUCACUAACCUACGCCACCCACUGUUAAUUAGAUUGUGCUGCAUCAAUGUCUCUGUUUCACUUAAACGAACAGACGCAGGUGACAAAGCCCAAUUUCCUUCCCAUUCAUCACGUUCACAUCAUAUCAUAUAUGAACGAACACAGCACGGACACGUCCCGUGCGUAAAUAACGUGCGCAAACCAGUUGGGAAAACGAUGAGGGUCAAAGUAAAACAUUGGGUGGAUAACCAGGAUUGGAUGGUACAAGUGACGCAAUCGCUGCAUUUACCGAUGUCAACCGCACCUCCGCCUCCAAGAUCCCGGACCGGAUGACAGAGAUUCUGACCGGAGGACGACGGGAGGAAAUUUUGCCUCAACGAGUUCCACUCAUGACAAUUACUACCUUCACGGAGCACACUUUCUACGAAGUGCCUCUUCGCUGUUUUCACCGUGUCCAUUGAAUAGGAUCUUGCAACAUCAUCAACGGAAGGAGUUUAAGGUGCGAUUUAUGCCAAUUGUUGAACAGGCUUCUCAGUGCUUUAAGCCAAUAAAUCACAAUAAUUAAGAAAAUAUUUUACCACACGGUGCAAUUUAUCUGCUGUUGCACCGCAGCUAUGCAUGUUGUAUAGACGACUGCGAUGUUUUAUAGCCAAACGCGACCUUUGCUUUGAGGUGCACCCUAGAGAAUUGCGUAUCGACUCGUUUUUUCCGCGUCUCUCUGCCGACUACUGUUAAACUAAAACACAAGGGUGCAAUCAAGACAUUGCUGACCAGAUUCCCAUUCGCCUUGGAUUGACGCCGUGCAGAACCUAUAGAGGGAUCAUUUACCGUUUUUCGUAUUCGACGCAUCUUUUUUCAUCCUUACUAUGAAUUACCUGCGACGUCGACUGUCGGACAGUAAUUUUAUGUCUAACUUGCCCAAUGGCUACAUGACCGACCUACAGCGGCCCGAACCGCCGCAGCAGCAGAGCCCUGCCCCGGUGGUGUCGCCGGGAUCUCAAGAGAGGCGUCAACCCCCUAGUCAGUCUACGGGCGCCGGCUUCUUUUCCUCCAUUUCCAACGCUGUCAAACAGACCACCGCCGCUGCCGCUGCUACCUUUAACGAGGCAGCCGAGAGGGGACUCGGCUCGAGCGGUGGAAAGAUUCUCCUGGUCAUUGAUGACCAACAGACGGAUUGGGCGAAAGUGUUCAAAGGCAAGAAGGUUCAUGGUGAAUUUGACAUCAAAGUAGAACAGGCUGAUUUCUCGGAGGUUAACUUGGUCGCUCAUGCAACAGGAAGCUAUAGCGUGGACAUUGAGGCUAUCCGCAAUGGCAACAAAAUCACAAAGUGUUUUAAGCCAGAUUUUGUUCUGGUGCGACAGCAUGCUUACAGCAUGGCCAAAAAUGGCGACCACAGGAACAUUGUGAUUGGUCUUCAGUAUGCUGGGAUUCCCAGUGUCAACACUCUUCACUCUGUUUACAACUUCUGCGACAAACCAUGGAUGUUCGCUCAGUUGUCCAGAUUGUACAAGCAGUUGGGUCCAGAGGAGUUCCCACUGAUUGACCAGGUUUAUUACCCCAACCACAAAGAGAUGAUCACUACUCCCAGCUUUCCUGUGGUUGUGAAGAUGGGUCAUGCUCAUUCUGGAAUGGGAAAGGUGAAAGUGGACAAUCAAUAUGAUUUCCAAGACAUUGCCAGUGUUGUGGCUCUGACGAAAACAUAUGCCACAUCUGAGCCUUUUAUCGAUGCCAAGUAUGAUGUUCGAAUCCAGAAAAUUGGUGACAACUACAAGGCCUACAUGAGAACAUCUAUAUCUGGCAACUGGAAAACCAACACAGGAUCGGCCAUGUUAGAGCAGGUGGCCAUGUCUGACAGGUAUCGUAAGUGGGUGGACGUCUGCUCUGAGGUUUUCGGAGGUCUUGAUAUAUGCGCCGUUGAAGCACUUCACGGUAAAGACGGGAAAGACUACAUCAUAGAGGUUGUGGGCUGCUCAAUGCCUCUCAUAGGAGACCAACAGGAUGAGGACCGGGCUUUGAUUGCUGAUCUCGUUGUGACCAAUAUGAACCAGACUGUUCCACACACUUCACCUCCCGCUCCAGUUCACUCUCAGGGACCAGCUGUUUCGCCUCAACCGAUCUCUCAGCCUAGAGUGCCACAGGCACAACAGCGCCCUCCUCCACAGGGAGGUCCACAACAAGCCCCUGCCAGCACUACUACUGCUCGUCAAGGGACUCCACCACAGCAGCGUCCCUCUCCCCAGGGCCAGCCCCCAUCCCAACCCCAGUCUGUGACCAGUCCUAAUGCCCAGGACCCUCCUGCUCAACAAACCAGGCCACCCAAUCUAGCACCACACCGACAACUCAGUCAAGGGUCCGCAGCACCCCAGAGGCCUCCUCCAGUACAGGGUGCCACCCAGCGUGGCCCGGGCAGCUCUCCUCAGGCGCAGAGGCCUCAAACUGCCGGCCAGGGUCCCAAACCCCAGCAGAGGGCCCAGCCACAAAAACAAGGCCAGCCAACUAGGCAGGCUACCCAGGGUGGGACGCAGCCAACCCAAGAUGCCCCGCAACCAGCCCCGCAGCAGCAGGGGGGUCCUCGUGCCCCCACCACGCAGCAGCCGCGGCCCACUACACAGGGCCAGGGAGGGCCUGGAGGUGCACGACCUCCGUUGCAGCAGAAACCACAACCUCCACAGAAACCGAGUCCUGAUCACCCAGCCCUGAGUGGAUCCCCACAGCUUAACAAAUCCCAGUCUCUUACCAAUACAUUCAACAUUCCAGAAACGCCGGCCGCCCAGCACCAAAGUCCUAGUCAGGACGAAGCCAAGGCUGAGACCAUCCGCAACCUUCGGAAAUCCUUUGCAAGCCUCUUCUCUGUGGAAUAAGACAUACACACACCUACAUACACACACAAAUGCAUACGUUGAGAUGGAGAGGUAACUAUAUUUGUUUCUCUAAAAAACACACAAAUGAAAACACUCGUCAUAUUGUUAUUCUGUGUAAAACGGACCAAUCGAAUUGCACGUUGUGAUGCACAUCUGUGUACGUGUCAGAUCUGUGCACGUCAAUAUGCAAUGUGACAUUGAUAAAGCACUGCCUACACUGCUAAAAGAUUGAAACACAGAAAUUGCAGCGCCGUUGCACUUCAGUGUUACACAAUAGAAUCACAUUUAUAACAUUCCCUGUUGUAUUUGACUCAAGUUGAAGGGAGGAAGGUGUGAAAUCACUACCACACACACUUUUACACUACCUACACAGAGAUUGAACGUAGAUGUACUAAACACGUGUAUCCUAAUACUUGCCUGUUUGGUGCAUUCCAUGCUUCUAUUAUUUUACCUUAAAACCGAUUUUACCACGGGGCUGUUGAAUGCUUCAAUCUGAUUGGUUGACAAACGUUAUAUGGGUUGGCAUUUACUUUUAGUGAAUGCACACCUAUGAAGGUGUUCCAGGUCGGCUGACUGCAUCACAGUUCCAUAUCACUUCGUUAUAGUGUAGCCUACAGGCCAUCACCGCACACAGCACCCAGCUCUUGAUCUGACGUUUGUAAUGUCAAACUUGAAUGUUAUUGGAAACAUGUGCAGUUUUUUUCAAUAAACAAAGCAUUUAAAAAACAAUAUAGAAACACAAAUGCUGAAAUCGAAUGAAUAAAAUAACUCAACAAAUAAUAAUAACAAAAUGCAUUAAUAAACCCUGAUAGCCUACUGGUUCGUUUUCUUCGUCAUGCUGCUUAUAACUAAUAACAAAUAUAUUUUGAUAGACCAAAAGUUUGCGUGAUUUUUUUUACUGCUGAUGGUAGAAACAAUACUGGGAAUAAAUAAUUUAUUAUCACUGGCUUUCUAUCAAAUGCGCAGUAAGGUGUGCGCGCGCAGUCUCUCUCUCUCUCGCACUAACACACACAGCAUUGGCUCAAGCUUCAGAAAUGGGAGGCGCAAGAAAGUAGUCCUUCCAUCAAGAGCAUUUUAAAGGCGAUAACAAUACAAACUUUGAAAUUAAACAUUUGAACAGCGUCCUGUGGUGUAGUAACCGUGUUAUACGCUGAAUAAUUGACUCCGAUCCGUUCAAUAAUUCGAAAGUUAAUGCACACCCCGAGGUAGUAAUGCGGCCACGACGCUAAGCGUCUUUGAUGGACACUUUGUGUUUCAUACAAUUAUCCACCCUGAAUCUCUGAUAUAUGAUCUAAAAUACGUCUGCUAAUUGUUUGAAGCAUGUUUUGUGACUGGAUUGAUGGAUUCCCAUCAAAUGAUUUUGACAAUGCUCUCCAUUGUAUUGUUCCAAAAAUGAUCUUUCAAUGUAUUUGACAUGCUCGAACAAAGUUUGGAUCCUAAAACGAUGACCCAUAGUGAUGUUGUUCAAAUUUGCACAAGCUUCCAUCAUCAAACUAACAUUGCCGCUGUUAGCGCUAGCCAUUUGCGAUACUGCAUGACACUUGGGGAGAACGUAGUCGCACAAUGUGGGUGAUCUUGCUUUAGUAACUGUUGUGUAGUUGCACAUAGAUAAGAUAGUCGUAGUGAAAAUGUUGUCUCAUUUUUUGUGAGCAAGCUGUCUUCCCUAAUGCCCCUUUCCCUGGCAUGAAGAAAUAAUUUACACACAAUUACGCCCUUAGAUGUGUUCAAUAUGCCUUAGCCAGAGAGGCAUAUGUAGAGAACGUUAGUUUUGGGAUACCACAUAUGUCUCAGGGAUGUCCCGGAGAGAAAGAUACAAUGACUUACCGUCCUUGUUCAGGUCUUCCAACCAUUACUGUAGAAAUAUACAGAAGGCCAGGGUUUGGUAGAGUGUAUUUGUUUGCUAUUUAAACACGUUUGCACACCAGUACUGUAACAUUUGGGUAUAUUUGAGAAGGUUUGUUUCCAUCAUACGAAGAGAAGCUUUUCACAGCUAUUUUGUGUGCCCGGAAACGUAGGUGUAUGGAAAUGCUUCAUUAUCACACAUUGGGCAUAUGAAAAUGCAAAAUACAAAGCCAAGGAUGCCAUCAACAGCAAAUGUCUUCAGUUACAAAAGAUAAUCUUUGUUUAAGAUGCCUGUCACAUGUCUGGUUUUAGAUAAAGUUGCUCUUAGUAUGUCCAAGUGUGCACGGUUACACAACGUGGAUCCUUAAUCUUUCACCCAAGGAAAAUCUAAAACCAGCGGUGUGGCUGUGUCUUCCGCAAGUGAGGUUAUAACAUCCCAACACUGGUGUGUUUCAGGCAAUACAGUAUAUUUAUGGCCACUCGACGCGUCCCGUUCCCCACCCCUCGCUUCCCGCUCACCAGCCUGUUGUGUAUUCACAGUGAUCCUUUUGUGACAAAUGGUGCGUUAGUGUGUGUAUAUAUCUGUAUAAUGUAACGUUGUACCGUAAAUUGUCAAAACCAAAUAGAAGUGUUGUACAGAUCUUAACUAAACAAACGAUGCAAGUGUCCUGUAAUUUAUUUAAUUCUUGAAGGUGAUCAUUGUAGAUAUGUUGUGGGUUUGUCUUAGACAGAAUUUUACUUUAAUCAGAUGUUAUUUAGGUUAUUGUUCGAUAUUCCCUGUAAACUAAUUAAACCUACAUGAAAGGUAUGUGUUCUUUUUUACAUAUUUUGUGACAGCUGCAGUUGUUAGAAAUCAUCUUCAUUGUGUUCAUUAAUGUUUAGUGGUUUGUAUGGUUCACAUAUGUCGUAAUCUAGGUGGUCCACCAUUAUAUUAUUGUGGCUCAGGCAAGAUUUCAGUGAUCGGUUCAUUUUUUCAAACUUGAAUAGACACGUGCGAUAAAAAACGGCUUUGAUGAAUGUCAAAUGAAUAACAGACCUCUGAUGCAAUCAAGUUUGGAGGCUAAAGAAAUGUUUUCAAAAACUUUUUUCGAAUGUCGCAGCACCUAUUGAACCCAUGCCUGAGGUUUGUAUACAUGUAGUUUGGAUCUUAUUUGGAUUGUUUUAAUCAUUUGCCAUAUUUUUAUGUAACUUUCUUAUUUAUAAAAGAUGUGUAAUUUCCUUUGAAAGAAACUGUAUUCGAAUAUGUCAUAAUUUCCUAACAGAAAGUUUAUUAUAUACAGACUGUUUGAAUCUCAGUGAAUUUUAUUGUCUGUCCAUGCCUGCCAGUUGUAUAAAGAAAGAAAGAUAUUAUUACAAAUAUAUAGAAUAAAAGUCUUAAAUACUGUUAAAAGGUGAACUAAUGUUAAUCAUCGUGUAGUACACACAAAGACAUGCAACUUUGAUGUGAUCUUUAAUGUAGCUUCAUAAUGGUGUAUAAAUUAUUAUGCUAAAAUAUGUGCACCUAUUCAAUAAAGUCUAUCAAAUAAG